AUGCUUUCAUUUUUCCUCCACCUUUCUUUUUUUAUCUUAAUGUUUUUCUUUCUCUUCCUCCUCUUCUUUCUCUUUUCUUCCUUUUUUAUCUUUAAUGCUCCUCUUCCUUUCUUGCUCCUCUUCUUUCUCUUCUCUCUUCCUUCUUCUCUUCCUUCUCUUGCUCCUCUUCCUUCCUUCUCUUCUUCCUCUUGCUCCUCUUCCUUCUCUCUUCUUCUUUCUUCUUCCUCUUCUUUCUUUCCUCUUCUUUCUCUUGCUCCUCUUCCUUCUCUUGCUCCUCUUCUUUCUCUUGCUCCUCUUCCUUCUCUUGCUCCUCUUUUCUCUUGCUCCUCUUCUUUCUCUUGCUCCUCUUCUUUCUCUUGCUCCUCUUCUUUCUCUUGCUCCUCUUCUUUCUCUUGCUCCUCUUCCUUCUCUUCUUUCUCUUCCGCCUCUUCUUUCUCUUCCUCCUCUUCCUUCUCUUCCACCUCUUCUUUCUCUUCCUCUUGCUCCUCUUCUUUCUCUUGCUCAUUUUCUCUUAUUCAUGUUUGCUCAUCCUUUCUUCAUUGCUUUCCAUUUAUUUUUCUCAAACAUUCUUCUGCUUUUCUUUCUUUUUUUAUAAACUUCCUUAACUUUCUUUCUUCCUUUUUCUCUCUCUCUCUCUCUUCCUUUUUCUCUCUCUCUCUCUUCCUUUUUCUCUCUCUCUCUCUUCCUUUUUCUCUCUAUCUCUUCCUUUUUCUCUCUCUUUCUUCCUUUUUCUCUCUCUUUCUUCCUUUUUCUCUCUCUUUCUUCCUUUUUCUCUCUCUUUCUUCCUUUUUCUCUCUCUUUCUUCCUUUUUCUCUCUCUUUCUUCCUUUUUCUCUCCCUUUUUCUCUCCCUUUUUCUCUCCCUUUUUCUCUCCCUUUUUCUCUCCCUUUUUCUUUUUUUCUCUCCUUUUCUUCCUUUUUCUUUUCUCCCUUUUCUCUCCUUUUCUCUCCCUUUUUCUCUCCUUUUUCUCUCCUUUUCUUUUUCUCUCUCUUUUUCUCUCUCUUUCUUCUUUUCUCUCUUUCUUCUUUUCUCUCUUUCUUCUUUUCUCUCUUUCUUCUUUUCUCUCUUUCUUCUUUUCUCUCUUUCUUCUUUUCUCUCUCUUUUUUCUCUCUCUUUCUUCCUUUUCUCUCCUCUCUUCUUUUUUCUCUCUUUCUUUCUUUUCUCUUUCUUUCUUUUUCCCUCUCUUCUUUUUCUCCCUCUCUUCCUUUUUCUCUCUCUUUCUUCCUUUUUCUCUCUUUCUUCCUUUCUCUCUCUUUCUUCCUUUCUUUCUCUCUCUUCCUUUUUCUCUAACUCUCUGUCUCUUCCACUAACUCUCUGUCUUCUAACUCUCUCUUUCUUCUUUCUUUUCUCUAACUCUUCUCUUCUCUCUCUUUCUUCUCUCUCUCUCUUCUCUCUCUUGCUAACUCUUUCUUUUCUCUCUCUCUUUCUUCCUUUUUUUCUCUCUCUUUCUUCCUUUCUCUCUCUCUCUUGCUAA
This is a messenger RNA of Acanthosepion pharaonis, 1473 nucleotides long. NCBI's taxonomy places the organism in Eukaryota, Metazoa, Mollusca, Cephalopoda, Sepiida, Sepiidae. The record is from the annotation of a GenBank genome assembly.